GGAGUACAGAGUACCAGUGUCACAGUCAUCAUUGGAUAAAAGAGACCAUUUCACGUUGUUGUUGAUGCUGUAACUCGUCUCUUCUUGAGAUAAUUGUCUACAGCGUAACCUCAGGUCAUUGCGCCUUUUCUAUCCGCAUCUUAUCUUGUUUCGCCAAACUUUCUUUCCCCCUCUUGCCCCGCUCUCUUCUAUCCUCUAGGAUUGCAACCAAGGUUGGCAUCAAGCCCCCAUCAUGGCCAAUCAAAAGCAUGUGGUCUUCGACGUCGUCGGCACCUGCGUGUCAUUCAAUGCCUUCUACAGCGGCAUUGACCGUGUCAUUGGCGAGAAGCUAGCCGCCAAGCACAUCACAGCCAAUGCAUUCGGCUACACUUGGAUGACGGCAGCCGAGCUGGAGUUCACCUUUCUCUCCGUCUCUGAGCGCCAUCGUCCCUACAAGGAAGUCUUGCGCACCUUGUUCUACCGCACGCUGUUCAUGGUUGGCGUUGCGGCACCACGGGAACUCGUCACAGACGCAGAAAGGGAUGCUUGUGUCCAGGCAUAUUCGGACCUCGAGUUGCGACCGGGAGCAAAAGAGUGUUUUGCAAUAUUAAGAGACGCCGGCUUCACAGUCUGGUGUUUGACAACAGGCGAUACCAACCGUGUGGGCGGAUACUUUGAGCGCGCUGGCGUUGACAUGCCGCUGGAGAACCUCAUCAGCUGCGAUGGACAGGGCGUGGCCAAGCCAGCGUUGGCUGCAUACAAGCCAACCCUAGCCCGAUUCGCACCGGAUGAUAUCAAGUGGUUUGCUGCUGCUCACAUGUGGGACGUGUCUGCUGCAGUCAAAGUUGGCUUCCGGGGCGCUUAUUGCACCAUAUAUGAACAGGAUCCCUGCGCUGAGAUCUUCGACGCCCAGAUGGAGGUUAUGGCUGAUACACUACCAGAGAUGGCAAAGGGGAUUGUACAAGCAUCGCUUUAGUUCUUGUCUGUUUUACAUAAGCUCGAUCAACCUUAUUUUAAUAUAAAUCGCUUGCAGUGCCUAGUUGCCUCCAUGAGGUCCUGUAAUGAAUCGUCCAAGUAUUUCGGUCUCGGACUGGGUAAGCCAUCCAUCAGACGGAGAGAGAUUUUCAGUACCAAAGACGGGUAGUUGAAGCAGAGGAUCAGCCGUGGGGUCAUAAGCACUGAAAAAGUCCAUGCUGGACAGGGCC
Messenger RNA from Fusarium oxysporum Fo47, 1184 nucleotides. Its product is annotated as putative 2-haloalkanoic acid dehalogenase. The transcript has a single exon. The record is from RefSeq and is a predicted model, not a curated record. Lineage: Eukaryota; Fungi; Ascomycota; Sordariomycetes; Hypocreales; Nectriaceae. Bases 233 to 955 code for a protein of 240 amino acids.